Westerdykella ornata is the source of this 1047-nucleotide messenger RNA. RefSeq lists its product as uncharacterized. NCBI's taxonomy places the organism in Eukaryota, Fungi, Ascomycota, Dothideomycetes, Pleosporales, Sporormiaceae. The record is from RefSeq and is a predicted model, not a curated record. Bases 1 to 1047 code for a protein of 348 amino acids. The transcript is spliced from 2 exons.
AUGGUAUAUCAGGAUAUCAAACUUCCUCUUUCGAGCUUCAUAGCUCUUGACUGGACCCUCAUGACCGUCGCCUUGGUCCCAAUAAUUAUCCGCGUUUCUCUUCGAUCUAGGAAUCGGGGGAUCGUCUCUUUGGCCGCUAAUAUAUCUGACGGCUUCAUCUUGUUGGCCUGGCUCUCAGGGAUGGUUCUCGUUGCCAUCAAUACCUGGAAGAACAGUCUCCGGAUGAAAUACCUUUCCUACCCGAAAGGAUCCCUCUACUACGGCGUUCCCCAACACCUCUCCGGACACUUACUAUACGUCUCGUGGAUCAGCCUCUUCUUCAUAUACAUUUCCUUAUGGGCCAGCAAAGCCGCGUUGCUCGCUUUCUACUACAGCAUCUUCUCUCUGCAGGGUCGUCGCGCCCGCCUCACCCUCCUCGGAGCCUGCAUCUUCACAGCCGCUACUUUCCUCUUGCACAUGGGUAUCAUCGCCUUCUGGUGCACGCCUAUCUCAGCGAACUGGGCCCCUCCACCGGGCGGCCACUUAUGUUCCGCCGUCCACUCCAUCGAAUCCGUCACCAUCUCCACCUUCACCAACAUCGCGACCGACAUCGUCAUCCUCAGCAUUCCCAUCUCCACCCUCCUCGCAACCCAACUAGGCAGCAAAGAGAUCGCUGGCCUCGCCUUCAUCUUCCUCAUGGGCAGCGUCUCCAUCCUCGCGGCACUGGUACGCUUCGUGACGCUCAAGUUGGUGCAGAGCGUGCCGAAAGCGAGUAUCACGCAUACGAUCGAUGUGUGGGCGCUCGUGGAGAUUGUGAGUUCGGUUAUUGCGGUUUGCUUGCCGAGUCUGAGGGUUUUUGUUCGGAGGAGGAGGAGGGGUCAGGGGCGGGAGGAGAUGGUCGAGGCUGGACUCGGCGUGGGAGAAGGGAGGCAUAGGAAGUUGGGGAGUAUGGACGGCGGUGUGGAUGCCGAUGUGGUGACCAUCGUGUGUUAUGGAGAGGAGAAGGGGAAGGUGAGAGGAAUGGGAGCAGAUAUAGGUGCAGGGUUAGGAGAGGAGGGGUGGCGGUAA